AUGGCUUUUGCGCCAUCGGCGGUGUCAAGCUCGCUGGCCAUCCCUGCUCUCAGGCCCACCGUAAAUCACCGCAGCCGCUUCGUUUCCUCCUCUUCCUUGGCUGCUGCUCGCCGCUCUCCUAUCUUGAUGAUGGCGACAGAAACUUCGACUGAGAGUGUUGCUGAGAGCACAGGGGUCUAUGCAUGCACUCAGUGCAGCUCUCCGAUCAGUCUGGAGGAGUCGGAAUGCAGGAACUGUGGAGCAGCGAUCAAGCGCGAGGAGGUGGGAUAUGUUGAUCUCACUCCUGAGUCCAUGAAGAAGCGCAAAGUUUCAACCUCCUCUUCGUCCAGCUCGGAUGAAUCUUCCCCGGUUCAAACUCUCAGGCAGCUCGCAAACAACCCCUUGGUGUCUGCCUUCCUUGCUGGAGCAGGAGCGCAGAUGGACGGUCAACCUUUGAGACAGGAGCUCUUCAGGACCCCUGUCGUCUCUUGGCUGUACGAAAGAGGCUGGAGGGCUGGGUUCGCGUCUGCCGGCUUUCCUGGUAUCGAGAAGGAGUACGAGCUGGUGAUGGAUUUCUUUCAGGAAGCACGAAACAAGACCGUCGUCGAUCUCUCCUGUGGAUCCGGUCUCAUGGUCCGAAGGCUGGCCAAGAGUCGCGCGUACUCCAAGGCGAUGGGUGAGAGGCUGCAGGUGAUCGCCGUGGACUACAGCGAGAACAUGCUGGGAGAAGUCAUCCAGAGGAAGAAGGAAGAGAACUGCCCGGACUUUGACAUCAUCCGUGCGGAUGUUGCGUCUCUCCCCUUCGUGGAUGGAUCGUUGGAUGCAAUUCACAGUGGAGCGGCGCUCCACUGCUGGCCAUACGUGCAGGACGGCCUCAAGGAAGUACACCGCGUUCUCAAGCCUGGCGGAAGAUUCUUCGCUUCCACCUUCCUUUGGGGAGUCCCCGACGAGGUGAUCAGCUUGCAAGCGAACUUGGGCCCACGUCAGCGACAGUACCGAUUCUUCAGUGUUGAGGAACUCGAAUGGCUCAUGCGAGGAGCAGGAUUCAAGGACGUUAACGUCGAGCGCCGUGACAGAUGCGCGCUGAUCCGAUGCAGGAAGGAAGAAGCGACUGUUUGA
Molecule: messenger RNA, 1098 nt
Organism: Guillardia theta CCMP2712
Lineage: Eukaryota; Cryptophyceae; Pyrenomonadales; Geminigeraceae
Exons: 9
Coding region: 1-1098 (365 amino acids)
Molecular function (GO): S-adenosylmethionine-dependent methyltransferase activity
Source: RefSeq, a predicted model, not a curated record